AUUCUACCAUUCAGUUUCAAUUUGGCUACAUCCCACUGAAAAUGGCGGACGAAAACGUCAAUAUCUCUCGAGCUAUCCGCCAAAUGCCUUCAUCAAAUCACAUUGGGAGAGCUAUAUUCUGGUAGGAACUGUGGAUAUUUAAGAUCCGACAAUAUAGAAAACAUUGUGAGGUACAAGUCUGGAAGCAUACCAGCUACCAAUGAGAAAAUCUUGGGGAUUAAACUAACGCCAACGGUAAAGCAUCCACGUCGAACAUUUUGUGGGACCAUUUAGUGCUGGCAAGCAUUGGAAGCGCACAGGAGCAGCAGGACCAUUAUCGUGUUGUGCAAGCACUUGUUACGCUCAUCCUCUGGCGUGCUGUCCUGGUGGUGUGGUGAUGUCCAUUGCAUUUGCUGCAGAGAUAGAGAAACUACAUGUAACUGUUACUUGUUACUAACAAAGUUAGUGUUCGAACUUUAUAGAAGCGUGUACUAUCCUUGCAUGAAAUAAACAAAGACAGCCAUCUAUCCAUAACUGUUUAUCUUAACUGAAGUUUGGACAUUUUCAUUUUUUUUCUCUGCAGCUGCAAGUGCAAUUUAGUGGAAGUUUGAAAUUUUGUUGAAUUUCAGUGGGUCACUAUCCAACUCCUGGCCAGAGGACACAGAGCUUAGAUAACUGUAUUUGGACAAGUGACGGGUGCAAGCGUAUAUCACAAUUGACUUAGAUUUUCCUGUCCAAGUGUGCUGUCCAUCAACUUCUUGGCAUUUGCCUUGGAUUUAUUUUUGGAUCAUUAUUCAAAAGACAAGCAAUAGAUAGACACUUUUGAGAGGAGUGCUUCAAGAUCUUGUGGCCUUUUCAGGGAUGAAGGAUAUUUUAUACAUUUUUCUGUAGCAAAACACCAAGACAUCAAAAUGAGUAUUGCACAUCAAGGGUUAACGAAGAAUAUGAAGGCAGAUCCCGAGAAGCUCUACACGAAGCUAGAGCGGAUCGGCAAGGGAUCCUUCGGUGAGGUCUACAAGGGCAUAGACAAUAUCUGCAAGGAGAUAGUGGCCAUCAAGAUCAUAGAUCUUGAGGAAGCGGAAGAUGAAAUCGAAGACAUUCAACAGGAGAUCACUGUCCUCAGUCAAUGUGAUUCUGCCUAUGUCACAAAGUACCAUGGCUCAUAUCUCAAGGUAAGUGAACAAUGAUCCAGAAUGUCUUUGUUGCAGUUUAGGGACAAGGUUCUGCUAAUCUUGAUCUUAGUCAAGAUCAGAGAUCUUGAGGAAGCGUAAGAUGAGAUCAAAGACAUUCAGCAGGAGGUAUUGACACUUACGUACUGUAUGACAUGGUUUGGUUUCAGGCAAACUACAUGUAUUGCUGUGCCACACACAAUUUUUUUUUUUUUGGGGGGGGGGGGGUGGUGUUUUAUGACUCAUUCGUUUUACUCUGUAUUUUUCUUCAGGGCUGACACUGGGUUAUAUGUCAUGACAGGCCCUUUAGGGCAAGGAAACUUUUCUAUGGCACAUUUUGAUAUUAUAGCACAAAUGGAGAAAAUAAAAAAGGGCAUUUAUGAGAGGGCAUCCAACAUCUUUCCCUUGGAUGGCCUAAGAUUCUGGAAUGGUUACUAUUGUCAAAGAGCCUGUGUUUGGAGACUACCACUGUACAUGAUUCUGAUUGUGGAAGUCGGCCCAAAGCCUCAGACAGGAAGAGACUAGGGCAGACUUGAGAGCGAAUUUGUCAAGUCCAUUCAGAUGAAUGAUUGAAACUCAUCUCAGUCUCGACCCAGACAACCAGCUGUGCCUACACAGUGCCUGCUCCCGGACUGGCUCAUGCUAAAUGUCUCUCUUUGUACAAGUCAUGUACUGUACCGUGCAUGCACUAUUGUACAGGGUGUAUACAAAAAAUGGACCCAUUUGUCUUAUUGUCUUUUCCUGAAAAAAAUUGAAAUCAAUAACAAGAUUCAUAUCUCCUAGAGCUCAUGUUAUUUAUUGGCAAUCUUGAUUAUGUUUCCAUUACUACGUGUAGACAAAAACGCCUUUUAAAACAAUAUUGUGCAAAAAUGUACCUGGUUCAAUUGAAUGUUCAGCAGAGUGGACACCAUGUUCCAUGAAAAAUGAAAUGAAAGUCAAAGAAUAUUGAUUUAUCAUAGUUUAUUUUCGUUUCUGUUUAAUAUUCUGAGAUUUUCAUGAUAUGUUUUAUUGUUGCUACUUGUAAUUCCAAACAAUGUUGUUAAACGACAAACAGCACUUUGGAAUGCACUGAACACAGUGAUUCACAGGAGUUCACAAGGCUCAUAUAUAUACAUGUACACCUCAAUUAGCAAGAACAAAUCACAUUUUAUAAGAUAAAUUAUUAAGUUGGCAUGUACAUGUAGAAUGCAUUGGUAUAGCGGUUCAGCCAGUUCUGACAUUUUCCUUGUAAGCCAAUAUCAGUGGAAUAAAGAAUUAAAAAUCAGAACUCUCUUUCUUUUGAUGGAUGUUCGUCAAACUUCCGUUGCUAUGUUUCUCUCAUUUUUCUGCUUUCACAAUAAAUAGAACCAUUUUGCUUUUCACAAUGAAAACAACUUGCCAUCAUUUUCAACCUCCCCUUUAAUGUCCGGCGAGCCAGGAAUAAUUGAAUUUGUAUUUGAAUUUUGACACCGGCCCCCACGAUCCUGAAACCCUGCUCGUAUCAUCACGUGGAGAAAGGGUUGCUGAUUUGAUGACUCAUGAAGCUCUCACAGAUUUAAGGAUGGGCAGUCUUGACAGUUUGCCAGAGAAUUAGGGAGAAAAUAAAAAAAAGCUGAUAAUAAAAUCUUACUUUUACUUGUUGGUGUCAUAAAUAGAACCAUUUUGGUUAGCAAUAUCAAAUUAUUAGAUCAGUCGGGGGUGCCCUUCAAUUAUAUAUUUUUUUCUUCUCGAUCUCGAACCAUGAGUCACAGAAUUUCCUGCAGUGCAUUGUGGGUAUCUAAAAAGUUCAAUGGGUAUAAAUCAGACAAGGUUGAAUUUUUGCCCGAUUUCACUCCACUAAUUAAAAUUAAUACCGGUAAUACAUAAUUUAUAUUUUCUGAUUCCAUGCAUCUUAUGUAUGUAGGCAUAUAAAGUAAUUGGGUUGCAACAAGUUUGUAUCGUUUGCACCAAUUGCUGCAGAGAUCUACAGGGUAGUUUUAGCUACUAUGGAUUCAGAUCCAGUAUACCGGUAAUGAAAUUUAAAAGUAAUAAAACCCCCUCCACAUAUUACUUGUUCUUGAAAAUAAUUUUGCAUUUAAAAUUUCUGGCCUUCCACACAAAGCUUGUACAUCAUUUAGAAGAAUACAUUGGCGAUAUUUCAAUGAAAUUUGUUCAAGGGAAUACAAAUACAUAAUGAUAAAACAGGAUAUGUGCAAAGUACUGUACAUGACGAAAAGAUUUUUGCUCUUCCAUGGUAAAAAAUAGGCAUUAUUCUGUAAUUAUUUUACACCUGAUUACAUCUUGCACUUGCCACAUUGAAAGGAAACCAAUCGAAUGGCAAUAAUUGAUGUUUACAGUUCACAUAAUUGCUGUUUUGUGGAAAAGCUUGCAAUGUAAAAAGCGAUUUGUAUUAAUAGUGUAUCAUUGCUCCAGGGCAAGUUUGUAAGAAACAAAUCUCAGUGCCAUAUCAGUGCUGGUCUAUACAUUUAUUAAUCAUUGGGUGUUUAAAGCUGCUCUUAAAGUUCAAAAGUUCUCUUAAAUGCCGACUCUAGCUUGGGUAUAAGAGAUCACACAAACUGUACGGUAAUGAACUUAUGGUCUUAUUUAUGUAUGUCACUUUCACAUGCAGCAAGAAAUGGGCAUCUGUUGAUUGAUCGAUUAAUUGAUUCACUCAUCCAUCCAUCCAUUCGUCUGUCUGGCUGUCCGUCUGUCAUAACGUUGGUCCAUCUGUCCAUCCAUCCAUCCAUUCUAUUAAAUUAAUCAUUAAUUGGUCACUCAUUUAUUGACCAUGCAUGCUCAGCACAAUCAUUGAUGGUCAAUUUUGCAUUAACAGAUUAUUUGUAGUAAUGUUGGCACAGAUGAAGAAAAGAAAAAGACUAAUAAAAAAAAGAAUUGAAUGAAUUUGCAUUGAUUCGAUAUUCUCUCGUUUGACUUGUUACAAGAAUAUUCUAUGAAACACCCCUGGGCUGUUGUUAUAAACAACAUUGUAAAGUUACUGAAAUGAUUGAAUUUGAUUGGCUGAUUGCAAACUUUUUAUUAUCAUUUGUUGUUAAAAAGUCUCUAUGAAACUGGGCCGUUUCAUAAAACUGUGGUGAUCCUUUCUUGUUCAUUGGUGAUUAUUGAUAGUGUGUGAGAAAGGAUCACCAGUCGUUCUUAAAGUCAUUAACUUAUGAACAGCUUUAUGAAAUACCCCCUGAUCCCUGGACCAUGUGACUUGAACAGAAACAUACUGUAGCUGUAAUAAAUU
Molecule: messenger RNA, 4353 nt
Organism: Lytechinus pictus (painted urchin)
Lineage: Eukaryota; Metazoa; Echinodermata; Echinoidea; Temnopleuroida; Toxopneustidae
Product: serine/threonine-protein kinase 24-like
Exons: 2
Coding region: 891-1166 (91 amino acids)
Biological process (GO): protein phosphorylation
Cellular component (GO): cytoplasm
Molecular function (GO): protein serine/threonine kinase activity; ATP binding
Source: RefSeq, a predicted model, not a curated record